This is a messenger RNA of Urocitellus parryii (Arctic ground squirrel), 1140 nucleotides long. Lineage: Eukaryota; Metazoa; Chordata; Mammalia; Rodentia; Sciuridae. The record is from RefSeq and is a predicted model, not a curated record.
AUGCCUGAAACUAAAGAGUUUUUUUCAAAGCAGGAAGUUUAUGAAGAGGAAUCACCUGAAAGGSAACUGGUAAUAGAAAGACUUGAAAAGGAUGAUUCCUGGGGCUCCACAUUGUUAGAAGCCUGGGAAUGUGAACACUCAUUAGAAAGGCAUCCAGGAAAUCUGAAGAAAGAUUUAAGGCCAGUCAUAAUCAAACGUAAGAGAAAAACUGCAGAGCAUUAUCAUGAAAUUGGGGAGAGCUCCAACCCAAUUAAACAUCAGAAAGUUUACAGGGCGAAAAAGCGAUGGGAAUGCARUGUAUGUGGGAAGUGCUUCAGCUACUGCUCAGCCUUUGUCUUACAUCAGAGGAUUCAUACUGGAGAGAAGCCCUUUGAGUGUAGUGAGUGUGGAAAGGCCUUUAGCCGGAGCUCAUCACUUAUUCAGCACCAGAGGACUCACACUGGAGAGAAGCCUUAUGAGUGCAGUGAAUGUGGGAAAGCCUUCAGUCACCGGUCUGCCCUUAUUCAACAUCACAUCAUUCACACUGGAGAAAAGCCCUAUGAGUGCAAUGAGUGUGGGAAGGCCUUCAACCAAAGCACAUACCUCAUUCAGCACCACAGAAUACACACUGGCGAGAAACCCUACAAGUGUAAGGAAUGUGGAAAAGCUUUCAAUGACACUUCUUCCCUCAUUAAACAUCAAAGGGUUCAUACUGGAGAAAAACCCUAUGACUGUAAAGAGUGUGGGAAAGCCUUCAGUGACCGGUCAGGUCUUAUUCAACAUCAGAGAACUCAUACGGGGGAAAAGCCAUAUGAAUGUAGUGAAUGUGGAAAAGCAUUUAGUUAUUGCUCAGCUCUCAUUCAACACCAAGGAACACACACUGGGGAGAAACCUUACAAAUGUAUCGAGUGUGGGAAAGCUUUCAGUGACCGGUCAGCUCUUGUGAGACAUCAGAGAAUUCAUACUGGAGAGAGACCUUACAAAUGUCAAGAAUGUGAGAAAGCCUUCAGCCAGAGCUCAUCCCUUACAAAGCACCUGAGAACACACACUGGAGAGAAACCAUAUAAAUGCAACAAUUGUGAGAAAGCCUUCAGCCAGAGUUCAUCUCUUAUUCAACACCAGAAAAUUCACACAGGAGAAAAGAACCACAUGAAAAUGUAA